Messenger RNA from Pseudoliparis swirei, 1288 nucleotides. Its product is annotated as protein yippee-like 5. The coding region runs from base 189 to 551 and encodes 120 amino acids. The transcript is spliced from 3 exons. The record is from RefSeq and is a predicted model, not a curated record. NCBI's taxonomy places the organism in Eukaryota, Metazoa, Chordata, Actinopteri, Perciformes, Liparidae.
UGCGUCAACUCUCUGGGUCGGGAUUGACAACAAUAACAGAGGAGAGGUUUAGGAUGAAGACAUACCGGCGAUUAGCUGUGAUUUAGAGACACCUCGACGACAAGCAUCUCCGUUUCUUGGUAACUGCUUUCCCGCUAGCUGCCGUUGCGAGGUGAGACGGUUGUCUUCGACGAGCCGUGAACCACAAAAUGGGUCGGAUCUUCUUGGAUCACAUUGGUGGGACUCGCCUCUUCGCUUGUGCAAACUGUGACACCAUUCUGACCAACCGAGCUGAACUCAUCUCCACGCGCUUCACCGGGGCCACCGGAAGAGCUUUCCUGUUCAACAAGGUUGUGAAUCUGCAGCACAGCGAGGUGCAAGACCGAGUCAUGCUGACGGGAAGACACAUGGUGAGGGACGUCAGUUGCAAGAACUGCAACAGCAAGCUAGGCUGGGUGUACGAGUUCGCCACCGAGGAAAGCCAGCGCUACAAGGAAGGACGUGUCAUUCUGGAGAGGACGCUGGUGAGGGAGAGCGAAGGCUUCGAGCACAAUCCCUCCGACAACUCCUGAGUUGACGCUUGUUGCAGUUACAGCGCUCAAUCCGGGCACGUUACAGAUUUUCCCUCAGGCAGCAGUGCAUGGAUUUGAUGGACACUGCCAUUUGGGAGUAGAGCUACACCAGAACAAUAUCCCAGGGUCUUUGUAGGCAGUUUAAAUGCAAAAAGUGGUCUUUAUUUUCCCACUUUUAAAAUAUAAGAAUAUCUUCUAUGAUGCCAUUUCUUGUCUAGCAUUUCAAAUUGCCUGCAGUUUCAAUGUGUUUAUUGUUGUGGCGUUUUGGCUGCUGUCAGAGGGAGGCGACUUGCUCACGCUGCCCUGCAAGGUCAGAGAUUGUGACGUUGAACAUGAACCAUGUUCUUCACAGAAGAUUUUGUCACAAAGCAGUAUGCUGCAAUAUAUUUCUUUACUGCAAAGUGUUCAAUGUGACAGUCAGAAAUUCUUUAUUUUAUAUGAAUAUUAAGUAACUUUUCAUUAUUAGCUGUAUUCCCUAAAAAAUAAAUCACGGUGAUCAUAUUGUUGUUUUCCAUUUAUGACCUAUAGAGGUCAGAUAUCCCAACUUUAUUUUGUGAUGAUAAAUGAUAGUCAAACCAGUUUUUGUACAGUGAUGGGGAAUUACAUAUCAAUACACUCUUGCUGUAAGCCUGAUUUCAGUGAUUUAUUUAAUAUAAUCCAAAUGUCUAUUAGCAAUUGGCAUAUUACUUAAAUAAAACUGUUUUCUCAUUAUCAAAAAUAAAUACAUUUAAAAUGUA